AUGGGAAACAGCAAUUUUGCUCAACAGGACCUUACCACGGAGCAGCUGCAGCUCAUCUCAGCGCCCUUCGCGAACUGGACGCGACAGAGAAUAGACACAGAGAUCGAGACAUUCGUCCAGGAGGCCGGCCUUCGAGAUGAUAAAGAUUUUAUCUACCGCGGGGCAAAGCUGGCCCAGGACAAAAACGCAUUCGAACGUCCCCACGACCCUCUUAAGUACCGCGAUGACUUAGACGAAAAGGAAUGGCUUCACCAAGAGUCCAGCGGCAAAGGCAAAGAAAAGUUUCGUCAGACCUGGACGUUGUAUAGCCUCGUCAUUGUGUGCUCAAUCGGAGCCACGGUACAAGGCUGGGACGAGUCGGCUGUCAGUUCAGCCCAGAUAUAUUACCAGUACGCUCUUGAUAUCCAAGGAAACAUCCUCGGGCUCGUGAAUGCGGCACCGUACUUGUGUUGCGCCAUCACUUGCUGGUGGGUGCUCUGA
Molecule: messenger RNA, 480 nt
Organism: Lasiodiplodia theobromae
Lineage: Eukaryota; Fungi; Ascomycota; Dothideomycetes; Botryosphaeriales; Botryosphaeriaceae
Product: MFS sugar transporter
Exons: 2
Coding region: 1-480 (159 amino acids)
Source: RefSeq, a predicted model, not a curated record